This is a messenger RNA of Emiliania huxleyi CCMP1516, 531 nucleotides long. RefSeq lists its product as hypothetical. Lineage: Eukaryota; Haptophyta; Isochrysidales; Noelaerhabdaceae. Gene Ontology annotation, cellular component: cytoplasm. The record is from RefSeq and is a predicted model, not a curated record. The transcript has 3 exons. Gene Ontology annotation, biological process: protein refolding. Bases 1 to 531 code for a protein of 176 amino acids.
AUGCUGCUGCUCUACCCCGCGAUCCCCAGCUUUUCGCGCGCAAGUACCGUCCGACUCUCGACAGCCGGCGACCCUUUUGAGCUGGUAGGGGUGACUCCCGACGCGAGUGCCGCCGAGAUCCGAGCGGCCUACCGCCGGCGCUCCAAAUCGCUGCAUCCUGAUGCUGGGGGCGACCCGACGGCCUUCGCGGCCCUUGUCGAAGCGUACGCGAUGCUGCAGGACGACGAUCAGCGCGCGGCUGCGGCCGCUCAGCGGAGGGACAGCCUCGACUUUGCGUCGAGCAGAGGCCGCGUCUAUGGCGCGAGUGACUCGCUGCGGCAGUCAGCGGCGGAGGUGCAGGACGGGGCGCGGGAGAGGGCGAAGGCUCAGCAGCCCGCGGGGACGGGGGGUGUCCAGCAGCUGCUGGAGAAGCGGCUGGGAAAGGGUGCCUUCCGUGCGAUUGUGAUCUGCUCGGGCGUGCUCUGCUACCCGCUCAUGGCGUGUGACGCCGGAGAGGGUUCCUUGCCGUUUUCGAUGUUGGUUCAUGAGUAA